This is a messenger RNA of Mizuhopecten yessoensis (Yesso scallop), 2996 nucleotides long. RefSeq names its product carbonic anhydrase-related protein 10-like. The transcript has 12 exons. The record is from RefSeq and is a predicted model, not a curated record. Gene Ontology annotation, molecular function: carbonate dehydratase activity; zinc ion binding. NCBI's taxonomy places the organism in Eukaryota, Metazoa, Mollusca, Bivalvia, Pectinida, Pectinidae. The coding region runs from base 413 to 1375 and encodes 320 amino acids.
AGGAGGCUGACAGAGCAAGGUUUGGUGCUGGCGAGCAGGCCAAAGUGUGACUAGAACGUAACAACCGUUAAUUUACCAACACGUGGAUAGUCUGUUAACUUGAGCACGAUAGCCCCAAUGUCAGAGAGCUGAGGCCGAAUACAGAUCCCCUAGUCGGAGAGAUCAGACCAGAAAGUGAUAUCUAUUUGUCAGCAUUUUAUUUAUCGGUCUCUGGUGACCACACGAUCGCUUUGACCUAAACCAAGCAGUGGCCAUCGCUAUCAGACCCACAUCCAGAAUUAGGCAUCAUUACUUGACCAAUACCCUGCGGUGGACAUCAACUCUCUACGAAGCCGCAUAAUCGGUCACUCUUGUUGAAUUUCGGACAUAAGUGUUGAACAAUUAUUUCUACUGAUCAUACAUCAACGUCAUCAUGCCGACAUAUGUUAAAGUGACCGCUAUGUCCGGAAUAACGAUGGUCAUUGUUUUCAUAAUGCCAUGCGCCUAUCUAACCGAUCCAUCGCCUUGGGCUGACUGGUGGACUUACGACGGGAUAUCAGGUCCGCUAUACUGGGGCCUCAAUCCUGCCUGGAUCAUGUGUCGGGACGGCAAGUUUCAGUCUCCAAUAGAUAUACAACCACGUGACCUCCUCUACGACCCCUCCCUCACCUACCUGAAUAUACAAACCAAAAAGAUUACAGGCAACUUAACGAAUACGGGACACGAUAUAACGCUACACAUAGACGACGCCUAUAUCAAACUACUGAACGCCUCCAUGGGUCCUCUCCAAUACAACUACCACAUCUACCAGGUCAAAAUUCACUACGGUCGCGAGGAGAAUAUGGGGUCAGAACAUACCAUCGAUGGACAACAGUUACCGGCUGAGAUACAGGUAUACGCCUACAAUUGCGAUCUCUAUAGCAACGCAUCACAAGCGAAGGCUUCACCAAAGGGAAUAACAGUUUUCGCCAUUUUUGCUGUGUUUGGGAGUCCAGACAACGAAGCAUUUAGAUUAAUGUCUGCGAGAAUAGAAGAUGUCCUGUUAAAAGGUAAAGUGAUACCCCUUACCGGGAUCCCUAUAGACAUACUAUUUCCUGACACCCAUAAUUAUAUCACCUAUGAAGGAUCAUUCACUCAACCUGGUUGCCAUGAGUCGGUCACGUGGGUCGUUUUUAACAAGCCAAUAAAAAUCCAGAAAUGGCAGCUGGAAUCCUUUCGUAAUAUCAAACAAGGAGGAGAAGAUAACUCGGAAUUAAUGUUGGAGAAAAACCACAGGCCUACUUUGCCUCUUAAUAAUAGAGUAGUACGGACUAACAUCAAUUUUAAUGUCCCGACCGAUACGUGUAAUAUGAAGAUAAAACGGUUUUAUGGAGUAAACAGCCAGUUCAGCUUGUAGGGGAGGUAAGUGGAGAUAAGUGGAGGAAGUAACGUCAGUGCCUGUUGGCUUUGUCUUCGUGGAUGCCAAACUGCACACCAACCUUCCCAUCCAGGAACCACACAUCCUCCAUGUGUUCACCAAUCAUUAUAAACAAACAUAAACAAUCAAAUUGCAUGUACAAUAACGUUGUAAACAAGAAAAUGAAUUGCUUCAUUUUUUUUUAAAGAUUGUAGCGCAUUCUUUUUAUAUAUAUAAAAAGAAAAACUAAAGGAUAAAUGUAAUUAAGCUGGAUUUGUAAACCUUUAAUACAUUUACAUUAAUGAGGUUCUAUUGUAUGCAUAACGAUUUAACACAACGGUACUCAAGCUAGGUAAACAAAUCAUUCCUAAUCAUGUCCAAGUAUCACAAGAGGCAAAGCAAAUCAAACAAAUAUCGCUUAUAUAUACAUGAGAAUGUUUAAUGAAAACGCUGAAAACACGAUUCAAUCAAAGCAAACAGUCACACCUUGAAUUUUAAAGAUGUAUCCUACAUUAAAAGGUUGAGUCAAAAUUGAUAUCAUCACUGCUGAGAUUUAGGUUUAAGGUUUUCGAAAACCUUGAAAGAGCGCAUUCUGUUCUCCAAGGAUAUUAUGAAAAUAUUCGUAGAUCUAGUGUGCAGAUGCUCAUAAGUCACAAUCUGUUUUCAAUUAGUUUCGACAACAUUGUCCAAAGUAACGCUAAGAUGGUUUUAUAACGCCAAAGCUACGUAUUCAUCAUAUAGAUACGUUUGUAAAUUUUCAAAAGCACCGGUGGAUAUUUCCUUGUUUGUGAGUGACGUAAUUCUGGAAUAGUUUUAUGACAGUAUAUAAUUAUGUAAGCGAAGGCAAUGCCAGGUGCUGUUUCUAUUUAAGUUAUUUUUAUAAAAGCCUAAGAUAAAUACAUUGGAAAGUUUAAUACAUAUUGUAAGUAAUGUAUACUACUUAUAUGAAUCGAUUGAAGUUUAUUGGUUGGCCAUUCAUUGCCCUGCUUUAUUUCAAUGACCUGAAAUCGCUUUAAAGGUAUACAAAACCAUUAUCGUAAUGCAACAUACGCUACAAUGAUUAAGUAGUAUUGAAAUUUAUGGUAAUAUUACGAAUAAUUAUUAAAUCAUUUGUGACCAGAACAACAAUAUAUGCUUAUUACUUAAUAUCAUUAAUGGUAAAUAAACAACUGAAAUAUUAAAGGAAUAAAACAGUACAAAGUGUUUUUAACAAUAAUACCAAGCUAUGGAAUUGGCCUUCAUUUCUUAAAUACUCGUACAAUUUGUCAUAUGAAUGAUUUUGUGAUAUUUUUCUAACAAAAAAUAUUAUCUUCAGUUGCCUUUCAAGUUAUGUAUGCAACUUUAAUUGCCAUAGAUGAGAAAACAACACAAAACAAGUCAUUCCUUCCUGAAACACUUCAAGACGACCAUGCCGUUGAUAUUCCUGCGCAUCAGUGGCAAUUUCAAAGUAUUACAAGUUAAUGAUUCAACACAUAAAAUUUCUAUAAUAUGUAGCAAUACUGUGUAUUUUGCUGUUAUCAUAGCUGAUUGUUUUCGAUUUAGCGCAAAAAAAGUGCUAAACUUUUUCUACCACUGAAAUAAGUACAUUUACUGUUAUUGUUUUUUAUGAAAAUGUAUCUGC